GCUUUUAAGUUCCCACUUCACCCCCACCUUGCUGCAGCAAGCGGCUCAUUCCACUUCCAUCCUUCUCCACAAAUCCCUCCGCCCCUCCUCCUCAUUCCUCAUUCCUCAUUCCUCAUUCCUCAUUCCUCAUUCCUCACUCAUCUCUCAUCAUUCCUCAUUCACGCAAAAAGUUAAUCAUGAACAACACUGGCCACGACCACCACAGCAGCAACAACCACGAACUGUCCUACUCGGACGAGGACGACGACCUCGUCUUCCAGGACAACGAUGACGACGACUUCGAGAUGUCCUACACCAGCACCAGCAACAAUGCCCGCACCCACACUGCCCACAACCAUCCUGUCUUUCGGGGUAAUGAUCCCAGUAUCUCCUUCAGUCUCCACAGCGUCAACGGACACACCUCUGCAUUCCACUAUCCUGGCACCAACACCUACGACAACGCUCUAAGCAACUACAGCAACAACACCGACAACUCCAUUGCCGCACACACCACCUCCUACAUCAGUACCAGCAACAGUACCGCCGCAUAUCCCAAUGUCAACACCAAGAGUGCUGCAACCCCAGACCAGCCCACAGAAAAAGUCCGCAAGAAGCCUGGACGCAAACCUGGCCCGUCCUGUCCUGCGCUGCGCAAGGAGCAGAACAGAGCAGCACAACGUGCCUUCCGGGACAGGAAGGAGCGACAUCUGCACCAACUCGAGAACAUGAUCAAGGAUCUCAAAAACCAGCACUUUCUCGUAGUCAGUGCCUAUCAGCGUGAGGUCCACCAGCUCAAGGCUGCAAUCGAGUCCUUGCAAAGCGAGAAUUUUUAUCUCCGCGAGGUCGUCUUUGCUUUCGAGUCUGCUUUGAGCAAAGGCAACCAUGUUGACAUUCUCAAGGACGUCAAGCAUGAGCUGUUCCGACGCCAUCACGAGAGCCGAGCAGCCUCAGCCUCAGCCAAGGCCUCCUCCCCUGCUCCUUCUACCCCUGCUACAACCGCCACGCCUGCCACUCCUGGCACACCAGGCACUUCUGCCACUCCUGCUGCCGCUCCUACAACCCCGCUCUCGCUCGCCAAUCAUCCGUCCCCAGAUGCAACAACCCCCAUAUUAUCCUCGUCAACGGCGCAAUCCUCAAAUACUCCGGGUCUCCCUACUUCUUUCAGCGAGAAUAGCGGCGGUAGCACUAUGGAGAUGGUAGAGGAUCAUGCCGCACAGGGCGUAGCAGCCGAGGGCCACUCUACAGCUGAGGGCAUUUAUUCCUUGAACGGCGAUAUCCUUUACAAAGCACCGCCGCUCUUCAUACCCGAACACUUGGACGACGGCAAACUAGCAGCACCAACCAUGUCACUCGCACCCCUUUCAGUACCACGGCCAGCCUACCGUCCUCCAGGCACCAACUUGCCCAAGCACACGGAAUACACAAAGCACCCGACAGUGUUUGAUGAGCUGCAGUCCUCGCUCUUCCCGCCAGGCACGUUGGAGUCAUUGCAUAUCAACAUGGCGACACCGCAGGAGGUCGUGAGCGAUGACUCGCUCUUUGCAGAGCCGAUGCAGAUGGAGGACAGAUGUUCUACGACAGGAUCAGGAAACGAGGACGGUCCGUCUCCGUGUUUGAUUGCCUCAGAGCUGGAAGCAUAUAAGGACGAAGAUGACGAGAAUGAGGAGUUUGUUAACAGGGUUGCUAUGACUCUGGGGAUUAGAAGAGAAUCUGUGCCGAAGCAUCGUUUGCAGAAGGAGUUCCGGGUUCUGGCCAAGGCAGCACCACAAUGUGAUCCGGACAUCGACCCUAAAAUCUACCAGCUGCCGCACGAUCGUCGCAUCGACUAUAUUCCAUGCCCGAAACUGCGGGCGCAGAUGAUUGUUCACCAGAACAGAUACAGCGUGGACGAGCUUUUCCAGGUGCUGAUUGACGGGGCGAUCUGCCAUGGCCCGCCCCUGCGCAGGGAUAGCUGGCAACUGCCUGAGGCCUUUUUCGAGCGCUUUGGUUUUUUGCUAGGCCCAGAAUUGGAGCGCAUUCGAAAUAAAACGUGGCCUCCCAAGUUGGCGUAAACCUGUACUUUUCUUUUCCACUUUCUACAUGACCAGUAAUUGUCCUGCUUUUUGCCUGUAUGAUACCAUGUCUCAACAUUCUAUUUACGCCUAAUAAAAAAUGCCAAAAUAACAACAUCCAAACAAAA
Molecule: messenger RNA, 2158 nt
Organism: Gamsiella multidivaricata
Lineage: Eukaryota; Fungi; Mortierellomycota; Mortierellomycetes; Mortierellales; Mortierellaceae
Exons: 1
Coding region: 177-2030 (617 amino acids)
Cellular component (GO): RNA polymerase II transcription regulator complex
Molecular function (GO): transcription cis-regulatory region binding; DNA-binding transcription activator activity, RNA polymerase II-specific
Source: RefSeq, a predicted model, not a curated record